Saccoglossus kowalevskii is the source of this 742-nucleotide messenger RNA. RefSeq lists its product as uncharacterized. Lineage: Eukaryota; Metazoa; Hemichordata; Enteropneusta; Harrimaniidae. The record is from RefSeq and is a predicted model, not a curated record.
GAGUACUUCAACAUUAUUUGCAUGAUUUCCUUUGUUAGCUUUUGCCACAGCAAUUUUCUUUCAGCACUUCUGGAUUUAAAACUCAACACAUGAGCUACAUCUGGUUCUUCACUAUGCUUGAGAAUCCAAUACGUGCUACCAUGUGCUUGAACAAAUAUGCACAGAAAUGUGGUUUGACUUGCCCUGAAUGUUUCAACUCAACCAAUCUUGAGAAAACAAAUUGCAACUAUGUCUCAACUUUUCAACUUGAAAGACAAUGGACAGGAAAUUUUGGCUGUUUUUUUGGGUCAUUACAUCAGAGUUCAUAGGAAGUUUUAUAGGAUCCCACAAGACACCCUGCAGAUCGCUAAAGUCAGCAGAAUUCUACUUGCUUGUGAAAGAGGAUCUGUGGAAAAGUACAAGAACAAAUCACUUGAUGACAUAGAGAUUGACUUGAAUGAGGUUUCAGAUGAUGAAGAAUCAGUGCUGAUUGAUAUCAAGACUCCUGAAGCACCUACUGAGAAAACAGCAGAUUUAGCUGUAUGUAAGAUAGAACCGUAUUUGAUACUAGAAUCCAGUUUUAGGAAUCUCAAGAAUGGGAAUGAACUUUCUGAUGAUAUUGUCAAUUCUGCUGUCUAUCCUGCCACUCAAAAAAGAGAGCAUGAGCUUGCUUAUCCUAAAAGAAGGGCAUCUGGCAAAAGUGAUGCUUUUUUCACUCAGACUUCAUCUAUUGUAAAGAAAAAAAGCAGACAGAUGCCUCAAG